AUUAGCUAGCAGCAACAAUAACAACAACAACUGUCCAUUAGUUACCAAUAGUGUUUUCAUGGCAGUGUCACAAGGAUGUCUGUGAAUGCUGCCGUUUGCAGUUUUGGGAUUAGUCCUAUGGAUUUUGUUGCUACUGGGUUGGAUUAAUAUCAAGAGAGGAGCGAUGCCCGAGAAAGGAGAGGAAUCUUCAUCUGGCUGCGGUCCCUCUGCAUCCCAGGAGGACAUGCCUGCUGCACACUCCCCUUGUCCUGGCAAAUAUUCCCUGUCAACAACUCCUACUACCUCAGCACACAAUGAGAAUGACAGUCCUCAGGCCAACAGUGCCUCUGCAGGUCUGGAUGUAAAUACGGCGGACAUUGAGUUUCAGCAGGCCUCUUCUGAGGUAAAUUCAGAGGAGACGCCAUCACCACUGAUCACCCGAAGGCCUUCCAAAACCAAGGGGCCAAUGCUCAGCUCAGGGCCCGAGGCUAGGGCACGUCUCAAGUUCAUCCUUGGAGCAUCAGAGGAUAAUUCUUCUGAUGAUGAACCUCUGGUAACCAAACCUCCAAGCGGUGCAUCCCAACCGCCGAUCUCCACUCCAAAAUCUUCUCCUCUGCAGGUGUCCUCUGAAGUGCCACAGCCCAGCUCCUCAGGCAUUAGGCCUAGCAUGUCUGGUCUUCAUUUGGUGAAAAAAGGACGUGAACAUAGAAAAAUGGAUCUACACAGGGACUUCACAGUGGCCUCUCCCGCUGAGUUUGUCACCCGCUUUGGUGGCAACCGCGUCAUCGAAAAGGUGUUGAUAGCAAACAACGGUAUCGCUGCAGUCAAAUGUAUGCGCUCUAUCCGUCGCUGGUCCUAUGAAAUGUUUCGCAAUGAAAGGACCAUCCGCUUUGUGGUCAUGGUAACCCCUGAAGACUUGAAAGCUAAUGCAGAAUACAUCAAAAUGGCAGAUCAUUACGUGCCGGUUCCUGGUGGGCCCAAUAAUAACAACUAUGCCAAUGUAGACCUGAUAGUGGACAUUGCCAAAAGAAUCCCUGUGCAGGCUGUGUGGGCCGGUUGGGGCCAUGCUUCAGAAAACCCCAAACUGCCUGAACUCCUGAAUAAAGUAGACAUUUCAUUCUUAGGGCCGUCCAGUAAGGCUAUGUGGGCUCUAGGGGAUAAGGUGGCUUCAUCCAUUGUGGCUCAGACUGCUGAAAUUCCCACACUACCAUGGAGUGGAUCAGGUCUGAGAGUGUGCUGGGCAGAAGAGGACCAAAAACAGGGCAAAGUAAUAAGUGUUCCUCCAGAGGUCUACAAACAUGGCUGUGUUCAUGAUGUAGAUGAUGGGAUGGCGGGAGCUGAAAGAAUUGGUUAUCCAGUAGUUAUCAAGGCCUCUGAGGGUGGAGGUGGAAAAGGUAUCCGGAAAGUAGAAAGCGCUGAUGACUUUCCGAGCUCCUUUCGACAGGUUCAGACAGAGGUUCCCGGCUCGCCCAUCUUUAUCAUGCAGCUGGCACAACAUGCGAGGCAUCUUGAGGUUCAGAUACUGGCUGAUCAGUACGGAAACGCCAUCUCUCUGUUUGGGCGAGAUUGCUCCAUUCAGAGAAGGCACCAGAAGAUCAUAGAGGAGGCUCCAGCAACAAUCGCUGCUCCCUCAACAUUCGAGCAGAUGGAACAGUAUGCUGUACGACUGGCCAAGAUGGUGGGCUAUGUGAGUGCAGGAACUGUGGAAUACCUUUUCUCUGAAGAUGGAAGUUUCCAUUUCCUGGAGCUGAAUCCUCGCCUGCAGGUGGAACAUCCCUGUACAGAGAUGAUUGGAGAUGUAAACCUGCCAGCUGCCCAGCUUCAGAUUGGAAUGGGCAUCCCCCUUCACAGGAUCAAGGACAUCCGUUUGCUUUACGGAGAAACUCCAUGGGGUGACACCAUCAUUAACUUUGAGACUCCAGACUGCAUGCCAAGUCCAAGAGGGCAUGUCAUAGCUGCUCGAAUUACCAGUGAGAACCCUGACGAGGGGUUCAAACCCAGUUCUGGCACCGUGCAGGAGCUGAACUUCCGCAGCAGUAAAAAUGUCUGGGGUUACUUCAGUGUUGGAGCGACUGGUGGCCUGCAUGAAUUUGCAGACUCACAAUUCGGACACUGUUUCUCCUGGGGCGAGAACCGUGAAGAAGCCAUUUCGAACAUGGUGGUGGCUAUGAAGGAGCUGUCCAUCAGGGGUGACUUCAGGACUACGGUGGAAUACCUCAUUAAGUUACUAGAGACAGAAAGCUUUAGAAACAAUGACAUCGACACUGGCUGGCUGGAUCAUCUCAUUGCAGAGAAAGUGCAAGCAGAGAGACCAGAUACCAUGCUGGGUGUUGUUUGUGGGGCCUUGCAUGUUGCUGAUGCAAGCUUCAGAAAGAGCAUGUCUGACUUCCUACAUUCACUGGAAAGAGGCCAGGUACUGGCUGCAGCCAGUCUUCUCAACACUGUCAGUGUGGACCUUAUAUAUGAAGGAGUCAAAUUCUGCUUGAAGGUGGCUCGCCAGUCCCCAACAACUUAUGUCAUCAUGAUGAACGGCUCCCACAUUGAAAUAGAUGUCCACAGGCUGAGUGAUGGUGGCCUCUUGCUCUCCUACGAUGGCAACAGCCACAUCACCUACAUGAAGGAGGAAGUGGACAGCUACCGCAUCACUGUUGGCAACAAAACAUGUGUCUUUGAGAAGGAGAGGGAUCCUACAGUGCUGAGAUCGCCAUCUGCUGGUAAACUCCUGCAGUACAUUGCUGAGGAUGGUGGUCAUAUUUCUGCAGGAGAAACUUAUGCAGAGAUUGAGGUGAUGAAGAUGGUGAUGACUCUGACUGUGCAGCAGUCUGGUUGCAUCCACUUUGUCAAGAGACCCGGGGCGGUUCUGGAGCCUGGGUGUGUGGUGGCACAUAUUGACCUGGACGACCCUAGCUGUAUACACCCGGUGGAGCUCAACACGGCCAUAUUGCCACCCCAGCAGCCGCUGCCCAUCACUGGGGAAAAGCUCCACCAGGUGUUCCACCAGGUCCUGGAAAACUUGAUUAAAGUUAUGGAUGGUUAUUGUCUUGAAGAGCCCUUCUUCAGUAGCAAGCUAAAACAGUGGGUAGCAACCCUGAUGAAGACUUUGCGGGACCCCUCACUCCCCCUGCUGGAACUGCAGGAGAUUAUGACCAGUGUGGCGAGUCGUAUUCCGCCUGGUGUGGAGAAAGAUAUCCGUAAAGUCAUGGCCCAGUAUGCAAGCAACAUUACUUCUGUCCUUUGUCAGUUCCCAAGCCAAAGGAUUGCAAAUAUUCUAGACAGCCAUGCGGCAACUCUGCAGAGGAAGGCAGACAGAGAAGUGUUCUUUAUCAACACUCAGAGUAUUGUUCAGCUUGUACAGAGGUACCGGAGUGGAAUACGUGGUUACAUGAAGUCUGUGGUUCUGGAUUUGCUGAAGCGAUAUCUGCAAGUGGAGAUGCAGUUUCAGCACGCUCACUAUGACAAGUGUGUUAUCAACCUAAGAGAGCAGCACAAACCUGACAUGAGUCCUGUGCUGGAGUACAUCUUCUCUCAUGCCCAGGUCUCAAAGAAAAACAUCCUGGUCACAAUGCUCAUUGAUCAACUGUGUGGAAGGGAUCCCACCCUGGCAGAUGAGCUGAUGGCGAUUCUCAAUGAGCUGACUCAGCUUAGCAAGAUGGAGAACUCAAAGGUUGCAUUAAGAGCCAGACAGGUGUUGAUUGCGUCCCAUUUACCAUCAUAUGAACUGAGGCACAACCAGGUGGAGUCCAUCUUCCUGUCGGCCAUUGACAUGUAUGGACAUCAGUUUUGCCCAGAGAACUUGAAGAAACUCAUCCUCUCUGAAACCUCCAUUUUUGAUGUCUUGCCCAAUUUUUUCUAUCACUCUAACCAAGUUGUAUGCAUGGCUGCUCUGGAGGUGUACGUGCGCAGAGCUUACAUUGCCUAUGAACUUAAUAGUAUCCAGCAUCACCAGCUGCAGGGAGGAACAUGUGCUGUUGAUUUCCAGUUUAUGUUGCCCUCAUCACAUCCCAACAGAGGGAGCAGCCCUACUCUGAACAGGGUUCCUGUCCCAGUGGAUGGCCAGUUUAAAAUUAGGCGGCACAGUAGUGAACUCUUCCUCGAGGGAGCACUGUCUCCACCUUGUCAGCGCAUGGGUGCCAUGGUGGCUUUUCAGUGUUUUGAUGAGUUCAAAAGGAAAUUUGAUGAAGUUCUUUGCAGCUUUGCAGAACCACUGCUGGAGAGUUUGAACCUCUCACAGUCCUGCUCCAGUCUCUAUGACGAGGACAACUCAAAGAGUCAGAGAGAGAACCCAACCCACAUCAUUAAUGUGUCCAUAAAAACAGCAGACACAGAAGAUGAUGAUGCCUUAGUCACAGCCUUCACUGCCUUCGCCCAGUCCAAGAAAUCAGUCCUCUUUGAGUAUGGGAUCAGGAGAAUCACAUUUUUGCUUGCACAGAAGAGAGAAUUUCCCAAGUUCUUCACUUUCAGAGCUAGAGAUGGGUUCCAGGAAGAUCGUAUUUACCGCAAUCUGGAGCCAGCUUUAGCAUUUCAGCUGGAGCUCAACCGCAUGAAGAACUUUGACCUUACCGCUGUUCCCUGUGCCAACCACAAGAUGCACCUCUACCUGGGUGCUGCUCGUGUUCAGGAGGGGGCUGAAGUGACGGAUCACAGAUUCUUCAUCCGAGCUAUUAUCCGCCACUCAGAUCUGAUUACAAAGGCAACUUCCUUUGAAUACCUUCAAAAUGAGGGAGAACGUCUUCUGCUGGAGGCUAUGGAUGAGCUGGAAGUGGCCUUCAGUAACACUAUGGUCCGCACAGAUUGCAACCACAUCUUCCUCAACUUCGUCCCAACUGUAAUCAUGGACCCCUCUAAAAUAGAGGAGUCUGUCCGCUCCAUGGUGAUGCGCUACGGCAGCCGUCUUUGGAAGCUGCGGGUCCUACAGGCUGAGCUGAAGAUCAACAUCCGUUUGACUCCUACUGGGAACGCCGUCCCUAUCCGCCUUUUUCUCACUAAUGAAUCUGGCUAUUACUUGGACAUCAGCCUGUAUAAGGAAGUCACCGACCUAAGUUCUGGGCAGAUCAUGUUCCAAUCAUAUGGAGACAAACAGGGUCAUCUGCAUGGCAUGCUGAUCAACACUCCUUAUGUUACCAAAGACCUGCUGCAGGCCAAGCGCUUCCAAGCUCAGAGUCUGGGCACCACUUAUGUUUACGAUUUCCCUGAGAUGUUCAGACAGGCUCUGUUCAAGCUGUGGGGUUCAGGCGACAAAUGUCCUAAAGAUGUGCUGAUGUGCACAGAACUUGUUCUGGACCCAGAAGGUCGACUGGUGCAGAUUAACCGCCUGCCUGGAGACAAUGAUGUGGGAAUGGUUGCCUUCAGGAUGAAGAUGAAGACUCUGGAGUAUCCAGACGGUCGAGACAUCAUUGUCAUCUGUAAUGACAUCACCCACAUGAUAGGUUCGUUUGGGCCUCAGGAGGAUGAAUUGUUCCUCAGGGCAUCUGAGCUGGCCCGAGCUGAGGGCAUCCCUCGUAUUUACAUUUCUGCCAACAGCGGAGCACGCAUCGGCCUCGCUGAAGAGCUCAAACACAUGUUCCAGGUGGCCUGGAUUGACCCCUCUGACCCUUACAAGGGCUUCAAGUACCUUUACCUGACACCACAAGACUACACCCGCAUCAGCUCCACCAAUGCUGUGCACUGUCACCAUGUGGAAGAAGGUGGAGAGUCCAGAUACAUAAUCACUGACAUCAUUGGGAAUGAUGACGGUCUUGGGGUUGAGAACUUGCGAGGUUCUGGCACCAUUGCUGGAGAAUCUUCUCAGGCCUAUGAGGAGAUUAUAACAAUUAGUAUGGUGACAUGCCGCGCUAUUGGAAUAGGAGCCUAUCUGGUUCGUUUGGGUCAGAGAGUCAUCCAGGUGGAGAACUCUCACAUUAUCCUGACUGGAGCCAGUGCUCUUAACAAGGUUCUGGGCAGAGAGGUCUACACUUCCAACAACCAGCUGGGAGGAGUCCAGGUUAUGCACAAUAAUGGAGUCACACACACCACUGUGUCAGAUGAUUUUGAAGGCGUCUUCACUAUCCUGCAGUGGCUCUCUUACAUGCCAAAGAACAAACACUCCCCUGUGCCCAUUAUAGAAACUACAGAUCCAGUAGACAGAGAGAUAGAAUUCACUCCUACCAAAGCACCGUAUGAUCCUCGUUGGAUGCUGGCUGGCAGACCUCAUCCCACGGUGAAAGGCGCCUGGCAGAGUGGAUUCUUUGACCAUGGCUCUUUCAAGGAAAUCAUGGAGUCUUGGGCUCAGACAGUUGUAGUGGGCAGAGCACGAUUAGGAGGAAUCCCGCUUGGCGUCAUUGCCGUGGAAACACGCACAGUUGAGUUCACUGUCCCAGCAGAUCCAGCCAACUUGGAUUCAGAAGCUAAACUUAUGCAGCAGGCUGGCCAGGUGUGGUUUCCAGAUUCAGCCUUUAAAACAGCUCAGGCCAUUUGUGACUUCAACCGUGAACGUCUGCCUCUCAUGGUGUUUGCCAAUUGGAGGGGCUUCUCUGGGGGGAUGAAGGAUAUGUAUGACCAGGUAUUGAAGUUCGGGGCCUAUAUUGUGGAUGCUUUACAUGGUUUCCAUCAGCCAGUGCUGGUGUACAUCCCCCCACAUGCUGAGCUGAGAGGAGGGUCCUGGGUGGUGAUAGACCCGACUAUCAACCCUCUGUGUAUGGAGCUGUAUGCUGACAGGGAGAGCAGAGGUGGAGUGCUGGAGGCUGAGGGUACAGUGGAGAUCAAAUUCAGGAGGAAAGACCUACUGAAGACUAUGAGAAGACUAGAUUCAGUCUUUGCUGGUCUGGUUGAACAGCUUGCUUCCCCAGAGCUUUCUAAAGAGCAGUGCAAAGAGCUUGAGUCAAAGCUCAAAGCAAGGGAGGAUUUCCUGUUGCCCAUCUACCACCAGGUGGCAGUGCAGUUUGUAGAUCUCCAUGACACUCCAGGCAGGAUGCAAGAGAAGGGUGCCAUCACUGAUAUUUUAGAUUGGAAGAAUGUUCGGACCUUCUUCUAUUGGCGUCUGCGCCGGCUCCUGUUGGAGCUUGUGGUGAAGUGUGAGAUUCUCCAGGCCAACAAGGACCUCAGUGAUGGACACAUGAUGUCUAUGCUGCGACGCUGGUUUGUUGAAACAGAGGGAACUGUCCAGGCCUAUCUCUGGGAUAAUAACCAAGCAGUGGUCGAAUGGCUUGAAAAACAUUUGUUGAAGGAGGAUGGCAUUCGAUCGGCCAUCCGAGAGAACAUUAAGUACCUGAAAAGGGAAAACACUUUGAAACAUAUCCGCAGCCUGGUGCAGGCCAACCCUGACGUAGCCAUGGACUGCAUCAUCUACAUGAGCCAGAACAUCACUCCGUCCCAGAGGGCCAAGCUCUCUCACCUGCUUGCAACUAUGGACAGCACCAGCACCAGUUAAGCUAAAGGCCUUUAUCAGGUUAUAUUACUAAAGACAACAAAAGGCUCUAUUAUACUUGAUUUUCCCAGUAAAGUGUUCAGAUGAAGAACCAUAUCAGUGUCAACAGGUGGGAAAAUGUAAAGCUUGUCCUAUUUUAAGGAUUAUAUUCAGGGCAAUUCUUUGCAAUAACGCAUACAUGCACGUGCAAGUGGCGUAUUCCUCAGUGAUCACAAAACCACUUCUACUGUCUAUCCUAAACAAUGCUGUUGAAUGGCAUCUAUGGAUGGACAAUAUAAUACUCUUGACUGAAGGGCAGGGAGUUUGUCUUUUUGGUUGACACACUGUCAUUGUAAAGCACAUUUGAUAAACAUGAGUGUGGACAACUGAUCAAUUCUAUGAUCAUUCUUCAAAUUCUACAAAAUAAAAGCAUUUCAAAUUUCUGAGCCAGCAAAUUAAAUCCUAAUACCAGUUUUUCGUAUUUCAUUACUGCAUUGAUUAAACUAUUGAAUUUUUAUCAGUACUGUAAAUGCAGAAUGCAAAUGAAGAAGCAGAUUUUUUUCUAAUAAGCAGUAUAUUGAGUGAAGUUGUUUGUCAUUACACUGUUGACAUGGACUCCUGUCGUCCAUCUUAUCAUUAUCACUGUCAAUUUGUAUAUGUUUGUAACAAUGCUGUAGUUUUUUGUGUGCUAAGCCAAUGGCAUGAAAGGUAGGAGAUACUGUGACACAGUGUGUGAUGAACUGAAUAUCUCUGAAGUAUAGAAGUAAUUCUUAAAGCUCAGGUUUUGCUCUGAUCAAAAUACCAGAAUUGUAAGCCAUGACAUUUCAUUUGAAUGUGUAUAAACUCUUUCCUGUGUCUAUCAAGGGCUGAUUGUUAAUAAAUGUCAUG
This is a messenger RNA of Scomber japonicus (chub mackerel), 8248 nucleotides long. It is a transcript of the gene acacb, whose product is annotated as acetyl-CoA carboxylase beta. The record is from RefSeq and is a predicted model, not a curated record. NCBI's taxonomy places the organism in Eukaryota, Metazoa, Chordata, Actinopteri, Scombriformes, Scombridae. Gene Ontology annotation, biological process: fatty acid biosynthetic process. Bases 86 to 7384 code for a protein of 2432 amino acids. The transcript is spliced from 54 exons. Gene Ontology annotation, molecular function: ATP binding; metal ion binding; acetyl-CoA carboxylase activity.